This is a messenger RNA of Phycodurus eques (leafy seadragon), 968 nucleotides long. RefSeq names its product zinc finger, matrin-type 5 (gene zmat5). Lineage: Eukaryota; Metazoa; Chordata; Actinopteri; Syngnathiformes; Syngnathidae. Gene Ontology annotation, molecular function: zinc ion binding. The record is from RefSeq and is a predicted model, not a curated record. The transcript is spliced from 6 exons. Gene Ontology annotation, cellular component: U12-type spliceosomal complex. Bases 256 to 774 code for a protein of 172 amino acids.
GCGCGGUGCCCUCCUCCUUCAGCCGCUGGCUCUCGGCGGCGCAGUCCCCCAGCAGGGUCUCCCGGCGGCGUUUGACGGCCUGCUGCCAGUCCACCUGCCCGUCGGCGUCGUUCCGCUCCCGGUCGGCCUCCUCGAAGUGCCGCGCCGCCGACUUGGACACCCUCUCGCCCGCUUUCCUCUUCCAGCCAAAGGACGCCAUAUCCCCGGGGCUGCUUAAAAGGCGACAUUUUGCUGUUGUUCCGUGAGAACGAAAACAUGGGGAAAAGAUACUACUGCGACUACUGUGAGCGCUCCUUCCAGGACAACAUGCACAACAGGAAAAAACAUCUGUUCGGUGUGCAGCACCAGAGAGCUAAAAAGGCCUGGUUCGAUCACUUUAGAGGCUAUGCAGAUAUUUUAAAAGACGAGCAAGCAAAGAAACCCUGCAGGAAGUUCCUCCAAAGAGGCAUUUGUGAUUUUGGCCCCAGCUGCAGGUUUUCUCACAUGUCCGAAGCAGAGCUGUUCCAUUUGCAAAGAAGGGUGCAAGAUGAAAGACAUCGCUCGGACGGCUCCGAGGACCCCGGCCGCCCCGAGCCCAACGUGGACGUCUGGUUGGCCGUGCGGGAAAAGCGGAGAAGCGGCGGGGCCGGCAAAGGUGCGGCAGACGCCCGGGAGGAGGAACGGAUGCCGAGCGACGUCCCGCCGCAGAUUUUCUCCAUUCCGGACCUGCCGCCCUCGCUGGUGCCGCCGCCUCCGGGCGGCUGGAAAGUCAACGGCGACGCGGAAUGGGGGUGACGCGCGGACGCACACCCCGAAAGGUUCAUACUGUACUAUAGAUGGCGACAAAGGACUACUCUCGUCAAAACGAAGCUCCUCAACUCACAUCAACGUUUCCUUGGCACCAAGAUAAUGGAGCUGGAAUGUUACCACUGUACUUUUUUUAUUGUUGGAUUUCAAAUAAAAAAAUGACCCCACUGGGGAAAAAAGGU